This is a messenger RNA of Ilex paraguariensis (yerba mate), 1204 nucleotides long. The record is from the annotation of a GenBank genome assembly. NCBI's taxonomy places the organism in Eukaryota, Viridiplantae, Streptophyta, Magnoliopsida, Aquifoliales, Aquifoliaceae.
AUGGAUAGACACAGGUGUAAGCUCUGUUCUAAGAGUUUCACUAGUGGUAAAGCUUUGGGUGGUCACAAGAGGACUCAUCUUGCCACCUUACCAAUUCCUCCCAAGAAGCUACCACCACCACAACUCGGUGACAGUAGUGAGUCAACUUCAUCUCCAUCUUCUUCUUCUUCAGAAUAUAAAGAAGAAGAUGAGAGAGAAAGUGAAGAAAAAGUGUUGGUUUAUGUGUUAAGAGAAAACCCAAAGAAGAGCUUCAGGGUGGUAGAUCCUGAGUUCUUGGAUGGAUGGGUUAUACAAGACAAAAAAAGUGAGACCGAGUCAAAAAGAAACCCAACUCGGAGGAGAUACAAGUGGACUCAGAGAAUGGGUGUUGCAGAAGCAGAGAAUCAAGAACUGAAGAAGCCAAAGAUAAGAAAACACACUUCAACCGAGUCAAUAACGGAGUUAGAACCAGCGAGUUCAAUUUCUGAAACGUCCCCUGAAGAAGAUGUUGCUUUGUGUCUCAUGAUGCUUUCAAGAGAUGUUUGGAAUUCUGAUGAUUCAGAGACAGAGGAGUUGGAACUGAGUCACAGGACGAGUCAGAGGAAGAUCAAGAACUGCUUUGAAGACCAUGAAGCUGGUGAGACAUCAGAACAACCAGUAAUUAUUAUUGGUUCUAAGAAUGUGGGUAAGAAACUGCAUGAAUGCCCAUUCUGUGGCAAAGUAUUUGGGUCGGGUCAAGCUCUUGGUGGGCACAAAAGAUCACACUUUUUGGGUUCAUCACCAACUGCUUCAAUCUCUGCUAAACUUGGUGAGAGUUUGGCAGAUGCAAAGUCUGCUAAAUUUGGGCAUGGUUUGAUAGAUCUUAACUUGCCACCUUCAAUGGAAGAUGAUGAAGACUUUUGCCAAGCUAGAGGUCUCUACUGUCUCUGAUGCUGAAUUUAUCAAUUCCAUCAAACAUUGAGGAUAUGGCUUAGGCGUAUUACUAAGCUUUCAUUUGGGUUUUACGGGUUUAAGUUGCGAAAACACGCUAUUGGCAUGUGAGCGAAGAUAAUAUACAUUCGUUUCUCCUCAAACCUAUUGUAAGGGGAAUUUCGUGCACUGUAAUUUAUCUAAAUGUGCCACCAUUCUAGACAAGAUUGAAUUGAUAGGUUAGACUUGAGGUUGUUACUUUUUCUUCCAACUAAUUCCUGGCAGUUAUUAAAGAGCUACAAUAGGUUGUUUAGAG